Pectinophora gossypiella (pink bollworm) is the source of this 1888-nucleotide messenger RNA. RefSeq names its product probable ATP-dependent RNA helicase DDX55 homolog. Bases 78 to 1874 code for a protein of 598 amino acids. Gene Ontology annotation, cellular component: nucleolus. The record is from RefSeq and is a predicted model, not a curated record. The transcript has 6 exons. Gene Ontology annotation, molecular function: nucleic acid binding; ATP binding. NCBI's taxonomy places the organism in Eukaryota, Metazoa, Arthropoda, Insecta, Lepidoptera, Gelechiidae.
AUUGACAAAGAUGCCGAAGUGAAGUGCUGUUAAUGCUGUUAUUUUAUUUAUUGUAAAUAAUGUGGUAAUUAGUCAACAUGGUGAAUAAAGACUGGUCUAAAGUUGUUCCUGCUCUUUCGAAGCCUGUUUUGAGCUGCAUUAGCAAGCAGGGUUUUAAAUCUAUGACACCUAUUCAAGCUGCAGUAAUCCCUCUUAUUUUGUCGUGCAAAGAUGUGGUUGCAGAGGCUGUUACAGGUUCAGGGAAGACCCUGGCAUUUGUGGUGCCGAUGUUAGAGAUGAUAUUGAAGAAGACCAAGGAGAGUCCGUUACGAAAAGACUUUGUUUAUGCUGUUAUAAUAUCUCCGACAAGGGAGCUGGCAACGCAGAUAUUCAAGGUUAUAGAACUAUUCCUUCAAGAACCGGAGUUGUCUGACGUCACGUUGGCCUUGCUUGUGGGCGGCCGAGCUAUAGAGGCUGACGUACAGAGUCUGCAGCGUGGAGCACACAUUGCGGUGUGCACUCCAGGACGGUUACAAGACCUGCUUGCUGAGAGGAAACAACUGAAUCUGGCUGGAAGGCUUAAGGAAUUGGACAUCCUUGUGCUAGACGAAGCAGAUCGCCUUCUCGACCUCGGAUUUAGCGCGACUCUCACCACCAUCCUACAAUACCUGCCAAGACAGCGUCGAACUGGCCUCUUCUCCGCCACACAGACGAAAGAACUUCAGGACUUAGUCCGUGCCGGGCUACGGAAUCCCGUAGUAGUCAGUGUUAAAGAGAAAUCAACAAUAAGUACACCGCUUCUAUUGGAAAAUUACUACGUAAUAGUAGAACCGCAAGACAAGUUUCUUUUCUUACUGAACUUUAUAAGGAACAGGAAGAUGAUAAAAGGGUUGUUCUUUCUGCCUACUUGUGCGUGUGUGGACUACUGGUCCGAUGUGUUACCAGUGUUCCUGCCCGAUAUAAAAGUGUUUGCUAUUCACGGCAAGAUGAAACAGAAACGGAGCAAGAUACUGGAAAAGUUUAGAGAAGCUGACAAUACAAUUCUGUUGUGUACCGACUUGUUGGCUAGAGGUCUUGACAUCCCAGAAGUGGAGUGGGUACUUCAGUGGGAGCCUCCAACGAACCCUGCGUCUCUGGUACAUCGGGUGGGGCGCACGGCGCGGGGCGGAGCCGCUGGGUGCUCACUGCUGCCCCUACUGCCCACUGAGGACACCUACAUACCCUUCAUCAAGACCAACCAGAUGGUAGAGCUCAAAGAUUGGCGGAAAUCCAAGGAUGAAAUUAAGAUCAGCGAGAAAUUGAGAGAUAAGGUACUUGCAAUACUUCAUAACCAACAAAAGAGGGACAGAGCUAUAUUCGACAAAGGACAGCGAGCAUUCGUCUCUCACAUGCGAGCAUACUCUAAACACGAAUGCAAUCUUCUCUUACAACUAAAAGAACUACCAUUGGGCCAUAUCGCCACCAGCUACGGCCUUCUAAAGCUACCGCUAAUGCCUGAAAUAAAACCAGAACAUAAGCUACAGUUCAUAGGUCCAAAAGAAGAAAUAGAUUUUAAUAGUAUACCAUACAGUGAUAAACAGAAGGAACAAAGUAGAUUGCAAAAGUUGGAAGAGUAUAAGAAGACAGGGGUCUGGCCAUCAAAGAAGAAAAAGAAGAUGGUACAAACAACACCAUGGGAAAACGCAAAGCAAAACAAAGAAGAUAAAAAACUACGGAAGAAGAAGAGAAAGGAAUCAAAACAGAAUAAUGCAGAUGGAAAGAAAGGAAAAAAGAGGAAAGCAGUGACACAGGAGGAAUUGGACGAACUCGCUAAAGACGUGGCUCUAAUGAAGAAGUUAAAAAAAAGAAAGAUUACGCAAGAACAAUUUGAUCAGCAAUUCGAUUUAGAAAAAUAAAUUUACGAAAAUCA